AUGGAUGCCUACUGGCGGGAGAUCAGGAAGCUCGAAGCUAAGUUCUAUGGUCUGGAAUUCCACCACGUCCCCAGGGAUGAUAACGUGGCGGCAGACGUUCUGUCCAAGCUCGGAUCCAAGUGGUCCAUCGUACCACUCGGCGUGUUCGUUCAAGCACUCAAUGGCCCUACGGUCAAGAUGGAAGAGGAACCUCCCACAAAGCCCGACUUGGUCCCAGCCAUAGGGCAGCAGGUUCUUACUCUUGACACCGACUGGCGCUCCCCCAUCAUCGACUUCAUCAAGAACAACAAAAGCUACCCAAAGGGAAAGGAGCAUGAGAAGAUUGCACGGCGAUCCAGCAACUAUGUUGUUAUAGGAACCGAGUUGUUCAGGCACUCAGCAUCCUUAGGAACCCUAUGCAAAUGCAUCACACAGGAUGAAGGAGUCCGACUCCUUAGCUAUAUCCACUUGGGUAUCUGCGGCAACCAUGCGAGAGCCUCUACCCUCGUGGGGAAGACCUUCCGAUCAGGGUUCUACAUGCCCACGGCCCUGGCCGACGCCCAAAACAUCAUCAGGCGAUGUCCCGGGUGCCAGUUCUUCUCCAAGCAGCAGCACGUCCCGGCUCAGGUCCUACGGACUAUACCACCUUCUUGGUGA
Molecule: messenger RNA, 636 nt
Organism: Panicum virgatum (switchgrass)
Lineage: Eukaryota; Viridiplantae; Streptophyta; Magnoliopsida; Poales; Poaceae
Exons: 1
Coding region: 1-636 (211 amino acids)
Molecular function (GO): nucleic acid binding
Source: RefSeq, a predicted model, not a curated record